UGUUUCGAGUUCGACCAAGACUACACAUUUUUUAUUGCUUUAAAUGAUUUAUCUGAAUCAUUCAUCAAUAUAUGAAAAUAAAAAAUUAGUUUUGUGAUCAACCAUUUUACGGCAUGUUGCACGUAAUUAAAAUAUGUGAAAUUAUUUUUAUGUUUUCUGCAGGGGAAAAUGUUUUUUUUCAAAAUAAUAAAAAGAAAAGUUUUUUUUACGGAAAACAAAAAGAAAAAGUUGAGAAAUGUUAUCGGUAGUUUGAUAGCUCAAAACUCUAACAAAGGCUAAAAAAAUAUAAAAAAAAUGUAUAUGUGACAAAAAUGAAGAUAAACAGAAAAGAGGAGACCGGAAAAAAUUGAUUUCAUUGCAUUUCCUCUACAGAAGAAAAUAAUAAUAAAUAAAAACUUGUAAAUUGAUCUAUCAUCAUCACCAGUCUAUUCUACCGGCUCUCAUAGAAUCUCCAAUCUGAAUCCCACUGUUUUUGCUUCUUCUUCUUCUUCUUCAUUCUUCCCUUUCUUGUCUGUUUUUCCUGCCGAUUUUCAGUUCGAUGCCGUUACAAUGUAACCAUAAUGGAACUAUCCCCUCCUCCUCCUCUUUCCCUUAAUCAAACAAAAGGUUCUCUCCUCUUCCUCCUAUCGUUGUCGUUCCUUCAAUUCAUAAUCCCCCGGCAAAUUUCUGUCGAUUUGCAUUCUGAAUUUUACUUCUCCCCUGUUUUUCUUUAAUAUUUUCCCUCGGAAAACUGGAAAAAAACCCUUAUCUGCAGCGUAGGCUAUCAUUUCAUCGUUGUCGUACCUUGUUGAUAAGAAAACCCCACAAAGAUUUUCUCGAGAAACUCCCAGGAGAGAAUUUUCACUUCCGGCGCGAAAAAGCUAAAUCCCCCCUCUGCGAUUGGCGCGCUUUCGGCUAGAAAGGUACGAUCUUUUGUCUGAUUUCGUCCAAUUUUCACUCGUUUUGAGGUUUCCGUCUCGUGGGUUUCUUGUUGGACGAAUUGAAUUUUUCUGGGUUCCGUUUGGUGCGGCGGAAUUUAGGGUUUUUCUGUUCCAAUUCCAGGGUUUAUCCUCCUGCAUGCACUGAUUUUACUCUGUUCUUUCUGCGUGCAGAGGGUAGAGUUCUUGGUUUCUGAGAAGGAAAUGUCGAUUCUGCCAAAGAGCGAGUCCAUAAUCAUCCGUGACGUAUGGAGCGACAACCUCGAAGACGAACUCGAGCUGAUAAGGGACAUAGUUGACGAUUACCCUUUCAUCGCGAUGGACACAGAGUUCCCUGGCAUCGUGCUACGGCCCGUAGGCAAUUUCAAAAAUGGUUCUGAUUACAACUACUUAACCUUGAAGGCCAACGUCGACCUUCUCAAGCUAAUCCAGCUCGGCCUCACUUUCUCCGACGACAAAGGCAACUUGCCCACAUGUGGAACUGGCAAGUUCUGCGUCUGGCAAUUCAACUUCCGAGAGUUCAACCCGAGUGAAGAUGUCUACGCCGAUGACUCCAUCGAGCUUCUCUCACAGUGUGGCAUUGAUUUCAGAAAGAACAACGAGAUGGGUAUUGAUGCAAAGCGUUUCAGCGAGCUGCUUAUGUCUUCCGGGAUCGUGUUGAAUGACAAUGUUCAUUGGGUUACCUUCCAUAGUGGGUAUGAUUUCGGGUACCUCUUAAAGUUGCUUACUUGCAAGAAUUUGCCAGAGACACAGGCGGAAUUCUUCAAGCUGAUCAGGUUGUACUUCCCCGUGCUGUAUGAUAUAAAGCAUUUGGUGAAGUUCUGCAAUAGCCUUCAUGGUGGGUUGAACAAGCUGGCCGAGCUCUUGGAUGUCGAGAGGAUCGGGAUAUGUCACCAAGCCGGGUCGGAUAGUUUGCUCACUUGUUGUACAUUCAUGAAAUUGAAAGAGAGUUUCUUCAAUGGUUCGACGGAGAAGUACGUUGGUGUACUAUAUGGUCUUGGUGUUGAGAAUGGACAGAGUACUCAUUAAAAAGAGGCAACAACAACAACAACAACAACAACAACAACAACAAAAAAUCAAUAUGAAAUAAAAGUCUAAAAAAAUGAAGUUUUGGUUAGUGUUACUUUGGUGUUCCAGUUCUCUUCUGUUGCAUUCUGUAUUGGGUUUUCUGCUUGCAGGUUUCAACACGAUUCCAGGUAAUGAGGCUCUCUCCAGGGGAUGGAUUACCAUCCACGCGCCUUCUCCUUUGCUAGAUUUACGUUGUACCCUGGUCUUUAUAGUAUCCUUGUUGCUUGGUGUAUGCUCUAGGUAGCUGUAAUCUCGGUUAUCAGAUUAGGAAGCAUAUUCCUCGUGCAUUGAUUUAGUCUAUUUGGUUGGAGCCUAAUGCAUGAGAUUUCCAACACUGCCAGUCUCUUGCACAGCCCAUGCCAUGUUUGGCGGAUUAGCAACGCUAUGGCUAGUUGGUUGGCUGCUCACUGACAUUUUACCGGGAUGAUAACAGUUAGCUCUUUCUUUGUUUCGGGUUGCUUUGUUUCCCUGAUAUGGCUGCAUUAGAAAGCUGCACUGCAUCUAGUGCUUGUGUUAGAGAUUACUUCCUUACCCACAUUUUGGCUUGUGUUUAAUUGUUAACGUGAUUGCUAUAGGAUUUGGAGAUUUUUGAUGGUUGCAUUGGGAAACCAUUAGAGCUUCUUUGCCUACUUGUUGAAUAACAGGGGAAAAUAGGC
Linum trigynum is the source of this 2641-nucleotide messenger RNA. Lineage: Eukaryota; Viridiplantae; Streptophyta; Magnoliopsida; Malpighiales; Linaceae. The record is from the annotation of a GenBank genome assembly.